Molecule: messenger RNA, 4587 nt
Organism: Helicoverpa zea (corn earworm)
Lineage: Eukaryota; Metazoa; Arthropoda; Insecta; Lepidoptera; Noctuidae
Gene: Kdm2
Product: jmjC domain-containing histone demethylation protein 1
Exons: 20
Coding region: 122-3142 (1006 amino acids)
Biological process (GO): regulation of transcription by RNA polymerase II; protein demethylation
Molecular function (GO): transcription coregulator activity; DNA binding; protein binding
Source: RefSeq, a predicted model, not a curated record
GUUGGCAGCAGUGUCGACUAUUGCAAAUGGUGGAUUGCGUUACUUUUUCUCGUGCUCCGUGUAAAAUAUUUACGUAAAAUAGUGUUAAUUUCGUUGUGCAGUGUUUCUGACUAAUAUAAACAUGUCGGAAACACUGCCGAAUAACAAAAAACAAGUUCCAAGACAGCUGCGUGAACGCAAACAACGCAAACUUUACUCUGAUGAGUGGGCCCUGGGAGAUGAUGAGGCCGAAGGAGGCCGGGGUUUCUCCCUGGCUGACAAGCUGGAGAGCCCAAGAUUUGAGCAUUCCGGUGCAGUGCUGGAAAUGCAUGGAACUGACCUGACCGUGUCAUAUCUACAGAAGAAUGGAUUUACCACGCCGCUGCUGUUUAAGGACAAAAAUGGAUUGGGACUCAGGGUCCCAACAAGCAACUUCACUGUGAACGAUGUGCGUAUGUGCGUCGGCUCUCGUCGCCUGCUGGACGUCAUGGAUGUUAAUACACAGAAGAAUAUCGAGAUGAAUAUGAAGGAUUGGCAGCGUUACUACGACGAUCCGAACAAGGAGCGCCUGUUGAACGUGAUCUCGCUAGAGUUCUCGCACACAAGGCUCGAGAACUACGUGCAGGCGCCGCGGAUCGUACGCCUCAUCGACUGGGUCGAUACCGUGUGGCCCAGACAUCUUAAGGAUCAGCAGACUGAAUCAACAAACGCGCUGGAUGAUAUGAUGUACCCUAAAGUUCAGAAGUACUGCCUUAUGUCCGUGAAGGGGUGCUACACAGAUUUCCACAUCGAUUUCGGAGGCACCUCCGUUUGGUAUCAUAUUUUACGAGGCGCCAAAGUAUUCUGGCUGAUCCCACCAACAGAGAAAAACUUGCAGCUCUACGAAAAAUGGGUCCUCUCUGGCAAACAGUCAGAUGUUUUCUUCGGCGACACAGUUGAGAAGUGCAUUAGAGUUCAUCUACAAGCGGGCCACACAUUCUUCAUCCCGACUGGUUGGAUUCACGCCGUCUACACACCGAGCGACUCCUUGGUGUUCGGCGGCAACUUCCUGCACCAGUUUGGUAUUGAAAAGCAGCUCAAGAUUGCUCAAGUUGAAGAUGUUACUAAGGUUCCGCAAAAGUUCCGCUACCCAUUCUUCACGGAGAUGCUAUGGUAUGUGCUGGACCGCUACGUGACGGCGCUGUUGGGCAGGUCGCAUCUCGCGCCCGAGGGACAGUCCUCUUUGACAGCGCCCAAAGAGCACGUGCAUCUCACGCAGAAUGAACUGCAUGGACUUAAGGCGAUAGUAAUGUACCUGCACCAACUGCCGGCGGCUCGCAAGUCAGUGCCGGAGCUGCUGUCGGAUCCGAUCGCCCUCGUCAAAGAUGUUCGCACAUUGGUGGAGCAGCACAGGCAUGAUAAACAGCAUCUAGCUGUUACUGGCGUACCGGUGCUUAAAGGUCCAGACGACGUGGUGUCGACAGAGCGUCGCCAGUCGAGCGGUCGCGGCGGGCGCGGCGGCGGGCGCGGCGGCGGCGCGGCGCGGCCCCGGCCUGAGCACGCCAACAACGCGCCACGCAGGAGACGCACACGAUGUAAGAAGUGCGAGGCAUGUCAGCGUACCGACUGCGGGGAGUGCGUGUUCUGCCACGACAUGGUCAAGUUCGGCGGACUCGGCCGCGCCAAGCAGACCUGCGUCAUGCGACAGUGCUUACAGCCGAUGCUACCAGUCACAGCGUCUUGUGCAGUGUGCCACCUCGACGGAUGGAUGCAGACACCAGUCGCACCGCAGGCUAAAGGCAAUAAUGGUCGCGCUGGUCCGUCGACGCUGCGCGAGUGCUCGGUGUGCUACAGCAUCGUGCACCCCGCCUGCGUGCCGCCGGGCGGGCAGCUCAACGAGGACCUGCCCAACUCCUGGGAGUGCCCCACCUGCACCACCAUGGGUCUCAACCAUGACUAUAAGCCCCGUCAUUUCCGAGCGCGUCAAAAAUCAUCGGACCUCAGGCGAAUGAGCGUGGGUUCUGACGUCGGACAAAUCGGUCAUGGUUUACAGAAUAAAACACCAGCGCCGACGUCACAGUCGCAAAUCAAAUCGGAAGCCGGUUCGGAUACAGAGAGCAAGAAUGAGGUGCCACAUAUCAAGUCUGAGGAUGAAAUAAAGCGCGAGGAAGAAGGCAACCCUGGCGGCGGCGAGGGCGAGGGCUGGGAGCCGCCCGUGAAGAAGCGCCGCGCCAGCGACGAGGACGAGGCGCCCAAGAAGCAGGCGCUGCGGGCACAUCUCGCGCUGCAGCUCACGCACCACUCCGCUAAGAUAAUGAAGAAGCCGAUGUACCCGAUCCGCCCCGCCCCGACGCCGACUGGUCAGGGCGGCGGCGCGUGGCUGGAGCGCGAGGCGAUGCUGUGCGUGUUCGCCAAGCUGUCGCCGCACGACCUCGCCGUCUGCGCGCUCGUCUGCAAGGCCUGGGCUGAGUACUCCAUGGAUCCGUCACUGUGGCGCAGCAUGUCGUUCGUACAAGUGCGUGUUUCGGCGGCACAGCUGGCCGGCAUCGCGCGACGACAGCCGCUCUCGCUCGGCCUCGAGUGGUGCCAUCUCGCCAGGAGACAGCUCGCAUGGUUACUAGCCCGACUACCAGCCCUCCGCUCGCUCUCACUAGCCGGGUCCCCAGCAGAAGCCGCACUAGCACUCCGUAGCGGCGCAUGUCCACCACUGACGGCGCUGGACCUAUCAUUCGCGCGGGCCCUAGACGACGCGAAGCUGCGCGGCAUCCUGGCGCCGCCCGAGUCGUCGCGGCCCGGCGGCGGUAACACGCGCGCAGAGCCGUCGCGGCUGGCGGCGCUGGCCGUGCUGCGCCUGCCCGGCACCGACAUCACGGACGUGGCCAUGCGCUACGUGGUGCAGGCGCUGCCCAAGCUGGUGGAGCUGGACGCGUCGUCGUGCGCGCGCCUCACGGACGCCGGCGCCGCGCAGCUCGCGCACCACGGCCUGGCGCGGCUCUCGCUGGCGGGCUGCCGCCUGCUCACCGAGGCCGCGCUCGACCACCUCGCGCGCUGCCCCAACCUCGUGCGACUGGAUCUCCGACAUGUGCCUCUGGUGUCAACGCAAGCCGUCAUCAAAUUCGCGGCCAAGUCGAAGCACAACCUGCAUGUUAAGGACGUUAAACUGGUGGAGCUACGGAAGACCUGAUCCGAGGACGAGUCGGCGCCGCCGCCCGAGGCCGCGCCGACCGACGCGCAAGCCGACGCCAAGUCGGACGCGCCGUCGGACGAUAAGUCGGAUGCGAAGUCCGACGCGAAGUCGGAUGCGCCGUCGGAGGCGCGGUCAGAAGCACAGUCGGACGCUCCCUGAACAGUGAUAUAGAAUAGUGAGUGACGGUGUGUUGGUCGCAUACCAAGCGUUCGGUUGCUACGAGACAAAUAACGUUCGCUUCACGUUGUUGAUAUUUUAAGUUAGCACAUUCUAGUCUAGUUCUACAUCAUCGACCCUACAAAUAGUCCGCAAUCAACUAUUGUCUUCUUUCGUGACAGCUUCAAGUACUUAAUUCUAAUUGGCAUUUAUCCUAUGAUUGGUAAGUUUUGUACUUUUUUCUAGACACUUCUUUACUUGUGUCAGAAUCUAAAAAUAUAUUUUGUAGUAGUUAUGUUUCGCACAACAUAUCAAACUAUGCUAUCAACACACAGUUUCUACAAAUUAAUGUAGAUAUUUUUGCAAAGACUUGAUGCCUACCCUGGUACUAUUGUUAACGUGAUACGAUUUCUGAAUUAGGAAAAAUAUUAUUAGGGAAAGAUUUGGUUAGAAGUACUCAAAAUUAAAUCAAAAACAAAUGUUCAAAUUUAUCAAUUUUAGUUAAUAAAUAUUGUUUGUAUUUUCAAUUCUGCAAUACAAUGACUCGUGCCAACAUAUAGUUUCUAUAUGACAAAGCACAUUUAUCACUGCACAAUCAAAUGAAUAUAUUAUAGUUAUAUAUAUUAAUUUUAUUGCAUGCUGUUGCAUCGGUAUUAUAAUAUUUUAUUGUUAGUUUUACGUUUGUAUUUCAUUUACGUGAAGACCAUUCGGACCAUAAGAGGCUCCCAUUUAAAAAUAUUGACUGAAAAUUACUGAAAUUAUUGUUGAAACUUGUAAAAUAGCAUUUUUGCAAUAUCAUUCGGAACUGUGACGAGAAAGUAUAUUUUUAUUAACUUUGUAAGGUUAUUGCACAAUAGAUACACAAUGUAGACUAUACAUUGUGUACCCAUUGUCCAAGUUGUGUGUGAUAUUGCAGCCUAACACUAUAUUUACGUAUCUGUGACUAUAUUUCCCGCAAUAUUUUCGUUGUAAAUAGCAUUUUAUUUUAUUUAUUAAACAAUAAUUUUCCUUAAGAAAGCUAAGUUUUAGUUACAUGACAAUUCAAAAUUGCUUAGGUUGUAUUUUUUAGUUCUAGUCCCUUUGUAGGUUUAAGCUGUAAGUUCUGUGACGAUGGUUCAUUUAUGUGAAAGAAAGUAUUAUUGAUGUGAACUGUGAUUGGCAUGGAGACGGUCUGUUUACACAUAUAUCAGCAUUUUGUCUCACUAUCGUCUUCAUAGAGACAUUUUUAAGUUCACAGAGUUAUUCUGUCGCUGUUUCGCUCAUUAUUAAACAUGCUUACAUCCAAA